UAAUGUUCUGUUUCUUUCCUUUGCUGUUGUUGAACUCAGUUGAAGAAGCGUAUAUAGAAAUAGUGUGGUUCAGUUCCUCUCCUUCACGCCUUUUCAAUUUUUUCUUUCCCUUUCUUUCUCUCUCAAAAAUUCUACCUCGCCCUUUUCUAAUCAGCCAAAUAAUCCCUUUCUUUCUCCAUACAUUGAAUGAAAAAAUUUUGGGUUGUUUUUUUUCAAUUUAUUCUUAUUCUUGUUUGUUGCCUAAGAAACUGCAAGAAACUUCAGGGAAAUCAUUAUUUCUUUUUUCAGAUUUGAGAGUUUGAUUAACUUUUUGACCUUCACUCAACAAAACCAUACUUUGUUUAACUUGAAUUUUGUUUGAGUUGAGUUUUCAAAGUUUUGAAAGAAAGAAGCAGUUGAUUUUGAACUUUUAAUUUUUGCAUUUUCUUGCUGUUUUUUCCUCCGUUUCCUAGGCAGCCAAGCGGAGGGCUUAUAAUAAUAAUAAGAAAAAAGGUUAAAGUGAGAAUGCUGGGGACUGGUUUGCAAUUCGGGACAGUUAGAGGAGAGGAUGGGUUUUACAUUCCAGUAAAAGCUAGAAAAAAUCAAAACCAAAAACAACAGCAAAAGCAAAAGCAGAAACAAGAAGUUUUUAAGGAAGAUAAUGAGAAAAGUAAUAGUAAAUCAUCAGCAUCAUCUGCAAAGAGCAAGGCUUUAGCUUCUGAUGAUAAUAAGAACAAGAAUCAUAAGGAGACUUUGGUUUCAAGUAAUAUUCAGGGCUAUAAGGAAUCGGGGGUCUUAAGCAGUAACCUCCAAAGGUUCCUGGAAUCGACCAGGCCUUCGGUCCUGGCUCAAUAUUUUUCAAAGACAACAGUGAGGGGAUGGAGGACUUCUGAUGUGGAGUUUCAGCCUUACUUUACAUUGGGUGAUUUAUGGGAGUCUUUCAAGGAAUGGAGUGCAUAUGGCGCAGGGGUGCCUUUGGUGCUUGAUGGGAGUGAUGGUGUUGUUCAGUACUAUGUUCCAUACUUGUCAGGGAUCCAAUUAUAUGGUGAAUCUAUGCAGGCAAAUGCUAAGCCUAGGCUAGCUGGAGAAGAGAGUGAUGGUGACUACAUCAGAGAUUCAAAUAGUGAUGGAAAUAGUGAUUAUGAAAUAGAGAAAGGCAUUAAAUUUUCUAGAGAACAGCCCAGUCAAUAUAAUUUGGCAAAUAAGAUCCCUUUUGGAGUGAGCAGUUUGUCUAUAAGCGAUGAAAACAGUACACUGCAGGAAGGCUUUUCUAGUGAUGAUGGUGAAACUGGGAACUCUCAACAUCACCUGCUGUUUGAGUUUUUUGAGCAGGAUACUCCUUAUAGUCGUGAACCCUUGGCAGACAAGAUAUUUGACCUAGCUUGCAAGUAUCCUGGUUUGAAGACAUUAAGAAGUUGUGACUUACUACCGAUCAGUUGGAUAUCUGUUGCAUGGUAUCCCAUAUACCGAAUACCUACAGGUCCUACAUUAAAAGAUUUGGAUGCAUGCUUUCUAACUUACCAUUUUCUUUGCACACCUAGGGAAGGUAGUGAAAGUGGCCACACACCAUUUGUAGUAUAUCCCAAUGAAGCAGACGGUAUCCCAAAGAUUUCGCUACCUGUUUUUGGAAUGGCAUCUUAUAAAUUCAAAGGAUCCAUGUGGACAGAGACUGGCGUGAGGGAGCGCCAACAUGCGAAUUCCCUUAUGCAGGUUGCAGAAAACUGGCUAAGACUGCUUCAGGUCAAUCACCCAGAUUUUCAGUUUUUUGCCUCACAUGGGAUGUACCACUGGUGAAAUCAAGGGAUAAGUCAGUUGUGUGAAUUUCUUCCUUUUUCCAUGCUGCAAAAAUAAUGUCCAAACUUGUAUCUUUAAUGCGUGUUCGGUCAAACUGAGGUUAAAUUCUAUAAGUUUUUGGGAUGAUGAUGGCAUACCAUUUGAGGGAGUUUUGUCUGGACUGGAUUUCCUGUUACUUGCAAAGGAAUUGAGAUAGUUAACCUUUAAGACAUUAUAAUGUGGAAAGGACAAAAGAGAAUGAUAAAAAAAUAAUAAGAAUAAAAUUUACGGCAUUAGAAAAAGCCUAAUCACUGAGUUGGGAGACUCAUAUAUGAAAAUGAGUUUCGAUGAUGGUAGAAAAAGAGAUGAAAGUAGGAAAUAGGGAUAUUUAAAGAUUUGGUUGAAUUGUGCUGUAGUCGAUGGCUAAACUUGUGAUAUGAUAUAACUUAUGAUAUUAU
This is a messenger RNA of Durio zibethinus, 2210 nucleotides long. RefSeq lists its product as uncharacterized. The record is from RefSeq and is a predicted model, not a curated record. Lineage: Eukaryota; Viridiplantae; Streptophyta; Magnoliopsida; Malvales; Malvaceae.